Ceratosolen solmsi marchali is the source of this 3027-nucleotide messenger RNA. RefSeq names its product N-alpha-acetyltransferase 15/16 (gene Naa15-16). The record is from RefSeq and is a predicted model, not a curated record. Gene Ontology annotation, cellular component: NatA complex; cytoplasm. The transcript has 11 exons. Gene Ontology annotation, biological process: N-terminal peptidyl-methionine acetylation. Lineage: Eukaryota; Metazoa; Arthropoda; Insecta; Hymenoptera; Agaonidae. The coding region runs from base 127 to 2727 and encodes 866 amino acids. Gene Ontology annotation, molecular function: protein binding.
UAAUUAUUUGCGAGAGCGAUCACGUGAUCUAAAAUCGAGUUCUUCGUUUGCGGCCACGAGGUUUUGUGUGGUGAAAAUUGAGUUUACCGGGUGGAAAAGCACCUCGAUUUUUGUAUUUAUACAAAAAUGCCCUCCAGCAAUCCUCUUCCGCCCAAAGAAAAUGCAUUGUUUAAGAGAAUUUUGAGGUGUUAUGAGCACAAACAGUAUAAAAAUGGCUUGAAAUUUGCCAAGCAAAUCUUGUCAAACACCAAGUUCAGUGAACAUGGAGAGACUUUGGCGAUGAAAGGUCUCACACUAAACUGCUUAGGUCGCAAGGAAGAAGCCUAUGAUCAUGUACGUCGUGGCCUUAGAAAUGACUUACAAUCUCAUGUUUGUUGGCAUGUUUAUGGGCUGCUGCAAAGAUCUGACAAAAAAUAUGAUGAAGCAAUCAAAUGUUAUCGAAAUGCUCUCAAGUGGGAUAAAGACAACAUUCAAAUUCUUAGAGAUUUAUCCUUAUUACAAAUUCAAAUGCGUGAUCUAGAAGGUUAUAAAGAUACAAGGUAUCAGUUAUUUAUGUUAAGACCAACACAAAGAGCAUCUUGGAUUGGAUUUGCUAUAUCAUAUCAUCUUUUAAAAGAUUAUGAAAUGGCCCUUAAAAUUUUAGACACAUUUAGAAAUUCUCCAAUGAUAUGCUACGAUUAUGAACACAGUGAAUUGCUACUUUAUCAAAAUCUGGUUAUUCAAGAAUCAGGGGACAGUGAACAAGCAUUAAAACACCUUGACAAACACUGCGAGCAAAUAUGUGACAAGAUUACAGUAAAAGAAACUUAUGGUAAAUUAAGACUUGAAUUAGGACAAUAUGCUGAAGCAGCACAAGUAUACCAAGAUCUUUUACAUAUCAAUCCUGAAAAUACAUUAUAUUACAUGAAGUUAUCAGAAGCUCAGAGACAUACUAAUGCUGAAGAAACAUUAAAAAUGCUUGAAUAUUGUGAAACUAUCUUUCCUAGAGCAUUAGCUCCUCGACGCUUACAACUUAAUUAUGCCUCUGGAGAAAAAUUCAAAGAGUUGGUUGACCGUUAUUUACGAAAAGGUCUUCAUAAAGGUGUGCCACCUUUGUUUGUUGAUUUACGUUCUUUAUAUACAGAUCAAAAUAAGGUUGAUACUAUACAGUCCUUAGUCUUACAAUAUAAAGAUGCAUUAAAGGCACAUGGGCAUUUUAGUGAUGAAGACAAAGAUAAACCACAAGAGCCUGCUUCAGCACUUUUAUGGAAUUAUUAUUAUAUUUCUCAACACUACGAUUUCUUAGGUUGUACACAAAAAGCACUUGACGAAAUUGAUGCUGCUAUAUAUCAUACUCCUACACUUAUUGAACUUUUUGUUACCAAAGGACGAAUUUACAAGCAUGCUGGAGAUGUUCAAGAAGCUUAUAAAUGGCUUGAUGAAGCACAAGGCUUAGACACUGCUGAUCGUUACAUUAAUUCAAAAUGUGCUAAGUAUAUGUUACGUGCAAACUUAGUAAAAGAAGCAGAAGAAACUUGUGGCAAGUUUACAAGAGAGGGUGUUUUGGCAAUGGAAAAUCUUAAUGAAAUGCAGUGUAUGUGGAUUCAAACAGAAGCAGCAAAUGCGUAUAAACGUUUGGGAAAAUAUGGUGAAUCAUUAAAAAAAUGUCACGAAGUCGAUAGGCACUUUUCGGAAAUAAUUGAGGAUCAAUUCGAUUUUCAUACCUACUGUAUGCGCAAAAUGACUUUACGUUCCUACGUGGGCCUCCUGAGGUUAGAAGAUGUGUUGCGUUCGCAUCCAUUUUACUUCAAAGCAGCAAAAUGUGCAAUAGAAGUUUAUCUUCGGUUACACGAUUAUCCAUUACCAGAUCCCACGAAAACACAAGAAAUCGACACUGAAAAUUUGGCGCCAUCUGAGUUAAAAAAGUUAAGAAAUAAACAAAGAAAGCAACAGAGAAAAGCCGAAUUGGAAAGGCAACAAGCAGCUCAAGCACAAGAAAAAAGGGAACAGCACAAUAAAUCAAGACAGCAAACAGAUCCUGAUUUAGAGCAACCGACGCUAGACGAGCUGAUACCAGAAAAAUUAGAAAGGAUCGAGGAUCCAUUAGAACAAGCUAUUAAAUUUCUCCUUCCCUUACAAGAAUUAGCUGCAAAUAAAAUAGAAACUCAUCUCAUGGCUUUUGAAAUAUAUAUUCGAAAAGGUCGAACCCUACUAAUGCUCCGAUCGGUAAACCGUGCACAUCGUUUAGAACCUAACAAUCCUGAACUGCACAGUUGUCUCGUACGUUUCCUUCGUCACACAAGCACUUCUAAUCACGGCAGUAUCGUCAAUGAAGUCAUUAAACGCCAAUCGACUGGCAUUUUCUCGAAUACAAAUGCUUUUCAAUUGAAUUCUGAUUAUUUAAUUAAGAACUCAAAAUCCUUGCCACAUUUAUUGCAGGGUGCACGAAUGCUCUACCUACUAGAUCCUACAUCUCAGCAAAAGGCUAUUUCACUAACGACAAAUUUAGAUUCUAAUCUUAAGGCCGUGAACCUUGAAAAUUGCACGAAAAUACUGGAGGCACUGCGUAACGGAGAUUUUGGACUUUGCGAGCAGGCGAUAGCCGACUAUACGAGCAAAUGUCACGAGCGUUUCCCAUACGCAACAGCUUUCCACCCACCUGAAUCGAAACAACAACAUCAACAGCUUCUCAUUAAUCAUCAAGAAAGUAAAGAACAGCAACAGCAGCCUCCAUCGAAUAAGUACUGAUCCUAGCAGGGCGAAUCCUGCUCAUGCUACUGUCUUACCAAUGAUCUGCAAUGUAGCUAGGCGAAACUUAUGGAGGGAUAAAACGUGUGUAUAUGCGCAAGAAGUAUGAAUGUUAAGUGUUUAUGAAUUUGAGAGAUAGAUAGAUAGAAAGAGGGAUGAGAGAGGAAAAAUAGGCGGGCAAGCAGAUAGACAGAAAAAGACCAACAAGCAAAUAGUGAAAGAAAAGUAAUACAAGCUAAAAAAAAGAAAAAGAGGUGAUUACUUGCUCUUUAUUAGUAAGUUCACAAAUGAAAUAAAUAU